GUGAGGAAACUGAAACCCAGAGAGGCCCAGGGAUGGGCCACGGUCAGCAGAUGGGAAGCCACUUGCCAGGGUCAGGUCUGCUGCCAGCCCCAAGCACCCCACCAGCCAUAGCCAUGAGCUCUUCCAGAAAGGACCACCUCGGCGCCAGCCGCUCAGAGCCCCUCCCGGUCAUCAUCGUGGGCAACGGCCCCUCUGGCAUCUGCCUGUCCUACCUGCUCUCCGGCUACACACCCUACGUGAAGCCAGAUGCCGUCCACCCCCACCCCCUGCUGCAGAGGAAGCUCACUGAGGCCCCGGGGGUCUCCAUCCUGGACCAGGACCUGGACCACCUGUCCGAAGGCCUUGAGGGCCGAUGCCAAAGCCCCGUGGCUCUGCUCUUUGAUGCCCUCCUGCGCCCAGACACAGACUUUGGGGGAAACAUGGAGUCGGUCCUCACCUGGAAGCACCAGGCGGAGCAUGCCCUCCCCCACUUGGUUCUGGGCCGGAACCUCCCCGGGGGAGCCUGGCACUCCAUCGAAGGCUCCAUGGUGACCCUGAGCCAGGGCCAGUGGAUGGGGCUCCCGGACCUGGAGGUCAAGGACUGGCUGCAGAAGAAGCGAAGAGGCCUUCGAAACAGCCGGGCUACGGCCGGGGACAUCGCCCACUACUACAGGGACUACGUCGUCAAGAAGGGUCUGGGGCAUAACUUUGUGUCCGGUGCUGUAGUCACAGCCGUGGAGUGGAGGACCCCCGACCCCAGCCCUCUCUUCCAGAUUUUCCGCCGCGCGGACAAAAAUGAUGAUGGGAAGCUGUCCUUGGAGGAAUUCCAGCUCUUCUUUGCAGAUGGCGUCCUCAACGAGAAAGAGCUCGAAGAUCUCUUUCACACGAUUGAUUCUGACAACACCAACCACGUGGACACCAAGGAGCUAUGUGAUUAUUUUGUGGACCACAUGGGUGACUAUGAGGACGUCCUGGCCUCCCUGGAGACCUUGAAUCACUCUGUCCUGAAGGCCAUGGGCUACACCAAGAAGGUAUAUGAGGGCGGCAACAAUGUGGACCAGUUUGUGACCCGCUUCCUCCUGAAGGAGACGGCCAAUCAGAUCCAGUCGCUGCUCAGCUCCGUGGAGAGUGCGGUGGAAGCCAUCGAGGAACAGACCAGCCAGAUCCGACAGAACCACAGCAAACCCAGCCACAGUGUGGCGCAGACCUGGUGUGGAAGCCCCACUCCCCGCUCUGCCCCCAACCACAAGCUCAUGGCCACGGAACAAGGCAGGAGUCUUCCAUCUGCUGCUGAGGAUACAAAGGAAGAGGGCCUAGAAACCCAGAUCAGCCGCUUGGCAGAGCUGAUCGGGAGGCUGGAGAGCAAGGCACUGUGGUUUGACCUGCAGCAGCGCCUCUCGGACGAAGACGGCACCAACAUGCUGGUCCGGCAGGAGAUGGCCGUGUGCCCUGAGCAGCUGAGCGAGUUCCUGGAUUCCCUGCGCCAGUAUCUGCGGGGCACCGCGGGAGAGAGGAGCUGCUUCCACAUCGCUGCCGUGAGGCUCUCAGACGGCUUCACCUUUGUUGUCUAUGAGUUCUGGGAGACAGAGGAAGAGUGGAAGAGGCACCUGCAGAGCCCCGUGUGCAAGGCGUUCCGGCACGUCAAGGUGGACACGCUGAGCCAGCCCGAGGCCCUCUCCAGGAUCUCAGUGCCAGGUGUGGAGACAGACAGGGCAAGUGACUCACCAGAGGUCACACAGCAAAUAAGCAGCUCAAGUCAGAUCCAAACCCAUAGUCCCGCGCCCAACCGCCCCCACCACAUAGCAUCAACCCAUAAGGAAGGACGGCUUCGGAUUAACCCGACAGUCAUGUGAGGAUCACAUCUACCUGUCACAGAAUGGAGAUGGAAGCCUUUGUCCCGAGUGGUGAUAUUCAGUCACCCCUUAAAGAGCCCCGCCAUCACCUCUUAGCAUUUAGUGCCAGUCCACUUGCCUCCUGAGCUGCUUUCCUGCUUUGGGACAAGUCCUCACCUCCUCAUACUUCCCUUUUCCCCUUGGCAAUCACAACCUGGGUCUUCCAGGAUAAAGCUACCGUUGCUUGGGUCUCCACCGUGUGUGAGGUAUCCCAUCACUUACUCCAGACACAUUGCCUUCAUUCCUCACAAGUGCCCCACUUCGUACAGAGUAAGCCUGCUCCAUUUUGCUGGUAGGGCAACCGAUUCUGCAAAAAGGUUCACACACUACCGAAGACUUCGAGAUAGCAAACGGCAGAGCCAGUGUUCAAAUCCAACAGUCCAACUCCAAAGCCGCUUCACACACAGCCGCCUUUGAUGGCAUGACUCUCACCCUGCCACAUGGUCAUAUUCCAGGACUCUCCACGAAUGGUCCUGGCACAGCCCCAGCCUUCCCGGCCCAGGGCCACAGAGCCUUUCAGGAAACAGACAGCUAUAAGUAAUAAACCAAUGACUUCAGCCUCACCUCUCACUCCAGGGUGAUAAAUU
Molecule: messenger RNA, 2458 nt
Organism: Cebus imitator (Panamanian white-faced capuchin)
Lineage: Eukaryota; Metazoa; Chordata; Mammalia; Primates; Cebidae
Product: oxidative stress-induced growth inhibitor 1
Exons: 19
Coding region: 33-1832 (599 amino acids)
Biological process (GO): regulation of amyloid precursor protein biosynthetic process
Cellular component (GO): cytoplasm
Molecular function (GO): calcium ion binding
Source: RefSeq, a predicted model, not a curated record